This is a messenger RNA of Necator americanus (New World hookworm), 1200 nucleotides long. RefSeq lists its product as uncharacterized. NCBI's taxonomy places the organism in Eukaryota, Metazoa, Nematoda, Chromadorea, Rhabditida, Ancylostomatidae. The transcript has a single exon. Bases 1 to 1200 code for a protein of 399 amino acids. The record is from RefSeq and is a predicted model, not a curated record.
AUGACUGGCUAUCCUCCAAUCCUCCACGACUGCACAAAGAAUGCUGGGAUUUUUAAAACCACCAAGAGACGCCUGUCUCUUAAAACUCCUGAGCUGAUAGGCCAGCGUGGAGCAGCACGAGCUGCAGGGAACCAAGAACUCACGUUCGAGCUCGCAAGGCUUUGCAGAGAGGCGAUAAAGGAAGACCUUAAAGAGAGAAGAGCAGAAGUGCUCGCUGAAGAUGCAGAGGCGGGGAAAAGCAUCCGCUAUGCCCGUCGAGACUUCGCCAGUCGCAAGACGAGGAUGACUGCUCUCCGGAACCCAAAGGGAACAGCCAUUGCAUCGAGAAGGGGGAUGGAGAAAAUCAUCUACGACUUCUACUCUGAUCUCUACGACAGCCAUGUCCACUUGCCUCCUCACCACCUGAGGGAAGAUGGACAUGUCAUUCCAGAGGUUCUCCCGUCCAAAAUACGGCAUGCUAUCAUGUCGGUAAGAAAUCGUAUGGCACCCAGUCCCCACAGAAUAAGACCAGAACAACUGGAGAACCUUCCGCCAGUGCUCAUCAACACCAUGGCGAGGCUCUUUACACGUUAUCUGUCGGCAUGCAAGGUUCCUAAACAGUGGAAAACCAGCAAGACCGUGUUGUUGUAUAAAAAGGGAGAUCCACAUGACAUCGGCAACUAUCGUCCAAUCUGCCUACUGUCCGUCAUCUACAAGCUCUUUACAAGAGUAAUCCUUAAUAGGAUUGAAAAAGUCUUGGAUGAAGGACAGCCAUGCGAGCAAGCAGGGUUUCGCGAAGGAUUCAGCAUGACUGACCACAUUCACACUGUUUCAAAACUCAUCGAGGUAUCACUAGAAUACAACAUGCCGCUCUGUCUCACCAUCGUCGACUUGAAGAAGGCCUUCGACUCAGUUGAGACGGAAGCGGUCGUGGAAGCCUUGGACAACCAAGGCGUCCCUACUCAGUACAUGAAUGUACUUCGAGAGUUGUACAGCAAAUUCACGACCGGAAUUUUGCCAUUCUACAAGAAUAUCAUCAUCGACGUGAAGAGGGAGGUCCGACAGGGUGAUACAAUCUCACCCAAAAUAUUCACAACCACCCUCGAGAACGCAAUGCGAAAGUUGGAAUGGGAUGACAUGGGAGUGAAGGUUGAUGGUCGGCGGCUACACCAUUUGCGCUAUGCUGAUGACAUCGCAAUGAUAACACCUAGCAUCAGCUAA